Cyphellophora attinorum is the source of this 963-nucleotide messenger RNA. RefSeq names its product rRNA biogenesis protein rrp36. Gene Ontology annotation, cellular component: nucleolus; 90S preribosome. The record is from RefSeq and is a predicted model, not a curated record. The transcript has a single exon. The coding region runs from base 1 to 963 and encodes 320 amino acids. Lineage: Eukaryota; Fungi; Ascomycota; Eurotiomycetes; Chaetothyriales; Cyphellophoraceae. Gene Ontology annotation, biological process: maturation of SSU-rRNA from tricistronic rRNA transcript (SSU-rRNA, 5.8S rRNA, LSU-rRNA).
AUGACUGCUCAGCUGACCUCGAGAGGGCCAAUACAAUUACGGCACGACAUCUCCGAUGCCGAGGAUGAUGUUGAGUGGCCAUCAGAAGAGGAUUCAGAAGAUGAAGCGUCUGCCAACGGGGCAUCUGCAAGUCCAAGUGACGAUGGGUCUGAGGAGCAGCAUGAUUCUGCCAAUGACAGCGACAAUGCAGACGACACAGAGGACACAGAGCCACCAGAAGAGAAAGAAGUCUUGAAAGACAUUGACUUCGGCACCCUCGCCGAAGCUCAAGAACGCUUCGCACCACAAUCUCGCAAGAGGAAACUGCCCACAGGCUUCGAUGCCGACCACGACGCCGACACCAACACAGCCGCCCGACCACCCGCCGCCAAAGACAGAGACCGCUAUGGACCCCCAGCCAAAGUCUUCUCGACAAUCAAACACGCCCCCGCAAUCCACUCCUCCCGCCAACAAGUCUCCCGCACGCGUUCCAUCUUCUCCCCUCCGCCCGCCACCACGAAAUCCCGCGACCCACGCUUCGACCCUACUGUCAUGUCUGCCACCCUCAACAAAUCCUCGGUCUCAAAAGCCAACAGGAACUACUCCUUCUUGACCUCUUACCAGGCCGACGAAGUCCUCUCCCUAAAACAACAGAUCAAGAAAGCCGCCGCCUCGGGCGAUGUUGAGCAGCAGGAUAGUUUGAAGAGGCAGCUGAUGUCCCUCGAGGCCAAGUUACGGAACAGCGAGAGGGUAGCGCGGGAGGAGAAGGUUGUGGCUGAGCAUAAUGCAAAGGAGAAGGCGGCGAUCAGGGAGGGGAAGAAAGCGAAGCCGUUCUACCUGAAACCCGGGGAGAUCAGGAAGCAAGCGGAGGAGGUGCGAAAGGAAGCCAUGGGCAAGAAAGCAAGAGAUAAAGCCGAGAAGAGGCGGCAGAAGCGGGAGAAGGGGCGGGAUUCGAGGGGGAUGCCGCGGGUGAGGAGGGAGUAA